Messenger RNA from Alternaria alternata, 1215 nucleotides. RefSeq lists its product as hypothetical. The record is from RefSeq and is a predicted model, not a curated record. The transcript is spliced from 4 exons. Bases 1 to 1215 code for a protein of 404 amino acids. NCBI's taxonomy places the organism in Eukaryota, Fungi, Ascomycota, Dothideomycetes, Pleosporales, Pleosporaceae.
AUGUUUGCCGAUGGUCUUCCCGGUCACGAACCAAGUGAUGUACGUUCACUUGCGUUGUCGACAACGCAGAUACGAUCAAAAAUCUUGGAAAAUACUCGACUGUUUUCCAAACGGAAGGAAAAACAUCUGAUUGAGAUAUUGGAACUGGGCGUUGAUUCAUCACGCGACCCGGAUACUUUUACCUUCACAGAUGAGGCGCAGUUGUCCAGUCAUCUUCGCAGCGCUAGACGAGAAACUCUCGGUAACGGGAUAGACAUAUAUCUUCUCCAUCAGCAGCACACAUGGGCUUCUCUCAAUGCAAGCCGAGACAUGGUCUCUACUCUCAUGGAUCAUUGCAAAGUUGGUUGUGGUUUCUCGAAGAUUCUCAGGUGCUUCCAUGCACGUCAUUUGCCCACUGAGGAAGCAUAUUCCGGCACCUCUCAUACGGUGUUUACCACCGACCGAUCCGAGUUCGGCUGGGUCUAUAAAUAUCCUGAGAAGAAAGACGUCAAGUCUGGAAAUCCGUGGGUCAUCCGGCAUACUGGUAUCUAUCAAAUCCACAACAAAAAGGGCUCUAGGUCCACAUUGUUGAUAGUGAACCCAAGUCCGAACGCACUUUUUGAUGACUACCUCCGCAAGAGACUGCAACAAGUAUCGGGCAGAUCUACAAUAAUAUCGACUCCGACAAUCAUUCACACAAUGUUGAUAUCAAGUCAUCUCCAAUCCUGGCGAGAUUAUCUGGAAGAUCAUGAGACUUUGCUCUUGAAGCUGGAUUUGAAGCCCGCCUGUACAGCUCUAGAAGAGCCCUUGGUGACUUUCGAUACACUCAAAGAAGUCCGUGCGAUCGAAAAACGAAUAUUACCAGCAGAGCCUUUGUUGACAGCACUGGACGAACUGAUUCGCGACCUUGAACAAGCUGGCGAUCAUUUGCUGGAAGCAAACGAUGGGAAUAAAGAUGCACGCGUAGCCGUUCACCAGAGCCUGGAAGAGCUUCGAAAGGAGGCUCUUUCAUAUAUAAACCAGGGCGCAUAUCUCCAAAAACGAGUUCAGCUCACUGCGCAAUCAGUAUUGGACUCACUAAAUUUGGGCUUCCAGCAGCUCGCCAAGGGGCAGAGUCAGAAUACGUUCCAGAUGGCAAGAUCAGCUCGCGAAGAUUCUGUCGCGAUUAGAGCUAUUACACUUGUGACUUCGUUCUAUCUGCCGUUCUCAUUCGUGGCGGUAAGUUUAUCAUGUUAG